ACCCCCCCAACUAAAGCUUAACAGGUUGGUGGUAUAAUUUGGAGACUUUAAGGGGUGUCAUGCUAGGAGCUUAGGCAAGAGCCAGGCACUGUCCUCUCACAGGCGAGUAAGAGGAGCAGGGACGUGGAAGCAGGCAAGGUAGGUAACGUUUGUCAGGCAAGUUUGAGAGGGGCCUGGGGCCAUGAGUGAGCUGGGCACGCAGAAGACUGGUGAUGGCACCGUUUCCCGCCUGCUCAACGUGGUGGAAAGAGAGCUGCAGGCAGGGAGGGAAAAAGGCGACCCUACAGAGAAGGAGCUGCAGAUCACCUUGGAGGACGCCCCUCUCUGGCAGAGAUUCAAGGAAGUCACUAACGAAAUGAUCGUGACCAAGAAUGGCAGACGAAUGUUCCCCGUUCUAAAGAUUAGUGUCACGGGGCUGGAUCCCAAUGCUAUGUACUCCCUCCUGCUGGACUUUGUCCCAACGGACAGUCAUCGCUGGAAGUACGUCAACGGGGAGUGGGUGCCCGCGGGCAAACCGGAGGUCUCCAGCCACAGCUGUGUCUACAUCCACCCGGACUCCCCCAACUUCGGGGCGCACUGGAUGAAGGCACCCAUCUCCUUCAGCAAAGUCAAGCUCACCAACAAGCUCAACGGAGGUGGGCAGAUAAUGUUGAAUUCUCUGCAUAAAUACGAACCCCAGGUUCACAUCGUGCGUGUGGGGGGGGCCCAUCGAAUGGUGAUGAACUGCUCCUUCCCUGAGACCCAGUUCAUAGCUGUGACGGCCUAUCAGAACGAGGAGAUAACAGCUCUGAAAAUCAAGUACAAUCCCUUUGCCAAAGCCUUCCUGGACGCCAAGGAAAGGAAUCACCUCAAAGACAUUCCAGAAGCUAUCGCUGAGAGCCAGCACGUGACCUAUUCUCACUUGGGAGGCUGGAUCUUUUCCAGUCCGGAUGGAGUGUGCACAGCAGGAAAUGCCAGUUACCAGUAUGCGACCCCUUUGCCUCUGUCCGCGCCCCACACCCACCAUGGCUGCGAGCGCUAUCCUGGCUUCCGAGGACACCGGCCGGCCCCCUACCCUUCUGCGUAUGUGCAUAGAAACCAUUCUCCGUCAGUGAAUUUGAUAGAGAGUUCCAGCAAUAAUCUGCAAGUUUUCUCCGGAGCUGACAGCUGGACGUCCGUGUCCUCCACACCCCACGCCAGCCUCCUGUCUGUACCCCACACCAGUGGACCUAUCAAUCCUGGGCCCAGCCCCUACCCGUGCCUGUGGACCAUCAGCAACAGCGGUGGGGCUCCUGCAGGCUCAGGCCCAGAGGUGCACACCGGGUCCCCAGGGGCCUUUCUCCUGGGCAACCCCACUGUGACUUCACCCCUUUCCACCCAGGCACCCCCUUCUGCUGGUGUGGAGGUUCUGGGGGAGCCCUCACUGACCAGCAUUGCGGUGUCCACCUGGACAGCAGUGGCCUCGCAUCCCUUCUCGGGCUGGGGUGGCUCCGGAGGGGCCGGACGCCAUUCUCCCUCCUCGUUGGACAGCUAGGCAGGCGCCUAGGGAAGGUGUCAGCAGGGAACCUGUGUGUGUAGGGCACUUAGGAACCCCAUCUAUGAUUCCAGUGCGUCCGACUGCGGGGUCUGCCCACCCAGCGAGCUGGAGGGUGGGGUGGGUUCGACCAGAAGUCUCCUGGAAGAUUCUUUAGUGUGGAUGAUGCUCAUUAUGUCUCUUGCUGCUCUUCUGGAAUUUUCCUUUUGUACUUCCGUUUUCUCUGCAACUUAUCCGUGCUAUGCUUAGGCAACACAAGUUCAUUGAGGACCUUCCGGUGCCCUGCCCCGUGCUCUGAAAUAAUGCCAGAACGCUGUACUUCCUGUUCCGUGAGGUGUUGCAAAGGGAUGGCGUUUACCUAGCCUCAGGUCACGGCCUCGCAGCUCUGCGCAGCCUGGAAAGGAUGUGUGGCCCCAGGGUUUCUGCUUCGAGUGUGAAAUGAACAAAACUGGAGCUAAUCCUGUGCUGGAGCAGUGUGCCUGGGACCGAGGAAAUGAGGCCGUCUCAUUCCCGUGCUCGGAAACCUUCGAUGGCCGGCCGGUGCCUGCGGAAUGAAGUCACAUCUCCUCACUCCCAGGACAGCCUCAAACCGUGUCCAGCUUUAGCUCCCUGUGACCCUUUAGCGUCCUGUAUUUCAGUCGGGGCAGGCAUGCUGCCUUGGUUCUCUGCACAUUCAGUGUGCUUCUCACACCACUAGACCUUCUCCUGUGCCUGAGCUGUCCUCGUCUGUCCAGUCCCACCUGUGUUAACCCUGCCCGUGUCCCGGGGACCGGCCGAAGCACCACUCCCUGCAUGCAACAUCCGACCUGCCCGGCACACGGUCUCCCUGCUCCCUGCUGUCCCCCCGGUUUUGCCUGUCAGAAUGCUUGCCUCAUUCUGCCUGUAUAUUCCUUACCUGCGUGUGUGUCUCUCUCCCACUAGACUGUAAGCCCCCUGUGGGUGAGGUCUAGUCCUGUCUUUGUACCCACAGCUCCUGAUCCUGUGUGUGCUUUGCCAAUUGUAGGUGCCCAAUAAACAUG
Messenger RNA from Rhinolophus ferrumequinum (greater horseshoe bat), 2532 nucleotides. It is a transcript of the gene TBX19, whose product is annotated as T-box transcription factor 19. The transcript is spliced from 8 exons. Gene Ontology annotation, cellular component: nucleus. Gene Ontology annotation, molecular function: DNA-binding transcription factor activity, RNA polymerase II-specific; RNA polymerase II cis-regulatory region sequence-specific DNA binding. The record is from RefSeq and is a predicted model, not a curated record. Bases 182 to 1513 code for a protein of 443 amino acids. Gene Ontology annotation, biological process: heart morphogenesis; positive regulation of DNA-templated transcription; mesoderm formation. NCBI's taxonomy places the organism in Eukaryota, Metazoa, Chordata, Mammalia, Chiroptera, Rhinolophidae.